AGUUUCCACCAUUAAAUCCAGUCACGCUGCAGGUUCUUUUGCCACUCAGUCCAGCUGAGAGAGCGCGUUCCGGCGGGAAAGUGACAAUGCAUGCCUAUCCCAGACUUAAAAGAGGAUCCUUUUCAACCACAACCGAGAAACCCCGUGGAAGAGUGCUGAGUGCAAAUCUGGGAGCGUUAGCAGGGUUUGCAUAAAAGAAAAACAGAAAGAUAAUAAACUCCACACAGAACAGGAUAAUGAGUGGAUCGGUAGAGGAUUAUUGGGAAUUAUACGGAGGAAAUUUCAGUUAAUGCAGGAGGCGAAAGGGAAACGAAAAGUAAAGACCAGAAUGAAGGAUUUGGCAUCAUUAAAUGCAGAAACAGAUUGCGUCAAAAACGACCUGCUGUCUCUAAAAAGUACUGGACAAAUUGGUCGAAUAUAUGGGGAUAUGAAUAAAAAAAUGUUUUGCAGCAAAGGUGAAGAGAAUAAACUGGAUUGUGGGGCUCCGUAGGGGAACGGGAGCCUGGCGGUCAUGGGAUGUAAUGACUGGAGGGUUGGAGCAGAAGAACAGAGAUGGCGCACCAAGUCAGUUAUGAUGCAAGAAAAGCCAAAAAGAGAAAACGUUCCUGCAGUCAGAACAAAUCCAACCUCUCAACUCUCUCUAUGAUCAUAUCCUGUGUGUCUGCAAACUGCAAACUGGUGAAAACUCAAAGGUGCCUCUUGACAUUUCUGCUGUUGUGUUUGCCUGGUGCUGCUGCUUUAACUCUGCAAGGACAAAAGGAUGGCACUGUUACCUUUCCAUGUUCAAACACCAGAGAGAAUGUAUCCGUUCGCCUUACAUAUGGCUCCAAAAUCGCUUAUGGCAUCAGUCAGAAUCGUGAAUACCACGGCCGGGUGCAGAAGAGUGGUAACUGUAACUUAACUCUACAAAAACUGAGGACCACUGAUGCUGGGCGCUACAUUUUACACCUUUAUGACAAUGGUGUUUCCAGUUCCAACAGCUACGAUGUCCAUAUCAUAUGUUAUAUAUCAGGAUGGAAAGGCAAAGAGCUUAUGUUUGAUGAACUCCCACAAGAGGCUGAGAGAGUUGAGCAUUAUUCAGCCACAGGCUGGACGGAGAUGUGGAGGAGAGAACAAGAUGUCAACCGUCUAACCGACAAAAAUGGUUUCCUAACCAUAAAUAACUUCACAUCAAGCGACGCUGGAACAUACCGAGUCCUGAACGAAGGAGGAGUAACACUUGUCACUGUGAUAAUCACAGAAGCUCACUUACAGGAAAUAUCCCUGGAGGAAGAACAAAUUACCAGUGGUUCGAGUAUGACUACAGUUUGUUGGAUUUCUGCACUACCGCUUCUCAUUUAUCUCCUCUUUGGUUGCCUGUAGCCGUCUACCUCAAAACCAAGUCAAGCUGACAGCAAGUUUAAUUUUUUUUUUUUUUGCUGUAAAUCAUUAACAAUGUGCAUAUUUAUGGGCUAGGGGUUUAUUUGAUGUAUUAUAUUACUAGUACUAGACAUGCUGUGAAAAUGUACUGUUCUUUUCUCAUUCAACAAUCUCUGUCGCCCGUCUUGUUUAUAUGUUUGUUUUCUGAAUUUCACUACUUUUUCUAGUACACUCAAAAUGUUGCGUCCAUCUACUGUAUGUCCAGAUGUCAAAUUUCUUUAGAGCAGGGGUGCUCAACAGGCAGCCCGAGGGCCACAUACAGCCCGUCAGCUUUAAAUUUGUUGUUUCACAGUCUGAAAAGAAACAACAACAACAACAACCACAAUAUCCACCGGUUAGGUUUAGGGGUAGGGGUAGUGUAAAUACAGUUUGUACAGUAUAAAAACCAUUACGCCUAUGGAAUGUCCCCACAAUUCACAAAAACGGACGUGUGUGUGUGUGACUGCGGGCCGGAUUAUCGCUCACCGUUGAGUGAGUGCACAUGCGUCAAGCAUGUGGUUUAUUAAGUGUGGUGUGACAAUUAAGGGUUACGGCAGACCAUCUCCCUCCUUUAAACUUCUUUAUUUUAUGUAUAUUCAGGGUUCCUACGCGAUUUGGAAAAGCAUGGAAUUUGAUUUGAGUAAUUUCCAGAUCUGGAAAAGUAUGGAAAAAAAUUUUUGUUUCCAGACUAUUGGCUCCAUUCAGUUUUCUAAUUUAUCAUACCUGCAAACUAGUCACUUUACAGCAAAAUUAGCCCUUUUGAAUCAAAAUACAUAAUUUAUAUGAUUUGUUUACAUCCAAAGAGUUUUUUUUUUUUCGGGGUGAAUGUGUGUGUCUCAGGAUUCUCACAAGAAUCAGAAAUAGGCUACUUUCCCAUAGACUGGAGUGAGUCGAGAUCUUUCUUGGUGCUCUGUAGCGUGAUAGAUCGAUAUAGCACUCGUGAACCAUCUGUCAGCUAAAAAAUGAACUUCGAGAGAAGCAUUUUGCUAAAUAUAUGCACUAUAGGCUAUUGCAUAUUCAUUGUAUUUUUCAGUGUUGGGGAAGCUACUCUGAAACUGUAGUUUGACAAGCUACAAGCUACUCCUAAAUUAAAGUAGUUAAACUACAGUCAAGCUACCCUUUUGAAAAAGUAGUUAGCUACACUACAAGUUACUAUCAAUAUAGUAACUUGAUAUAGUUUAUUUUGUAAACUAUAUCAAAAGAUACAAUACUCAAAUGUAGCCUAUAUCUCACACUGACUCUCUUUGCACGCUUUAUAUAUAAUACAUUCAGAAUUUUAAUAUAAGUUUUUUUCAUGCUACCAACCACCUAUUGCAUUCUGCAGUUUCAGAAGUGAUUUCUACAUAUAAAUGCAGGAUUCAUGCUCAAAACGGGACAAAAAUAUGCAAUAAUAAUGUAAAUAUUAGAGUAUUUGUAUCAGUAUUUUAGAAAUUCUAUUUAAAAUCGUAAUUGUCUCACUAUACGUUGCUAUUCUUAUUAUGGUGGAGCCGUUGUUUACACAGUUAACUCCCCAACACUGGUAUUUGUACAUAACGUGUGCUUCAGUAUUGAAUGUAUAAAUCAUGACAGUCACUAUUUAAAUGUUUAGGCCUAAAAAAAAAAAAAAAAAAAGAGUAGAGGCUACUCUGUCAAUAACUGUCAUUAAAAAUUUAUAAAAACUUCCUUGUGUGUAAUUUAGCCUAUAUGUGAGUAGCUUGCAAAUCAAUUUUAACCUAAUAUUAUAAUGAUGUACCAGCUGUGAUUCCCUGUAUAGUUUACAGCAUUAGUUGAGAGAGAUUUUUUUUCUUUGAUGAAAUUUGCCAUGUACUGUACCUGAAUUAAUACUGAAUCAAAUCAAAUUGCGAGCUUCUGAAUCAAAAUCGCAUUCAGUUGUGAAAUUUGUGUCAAUGCCCUGCCCUACUGCCAAUAUUUAUUAUUUUUUGUUUUUACUUGAAGCAAAUGUUGUUUUUUUCCAUUUAUGUUCUUAACAGAUUGCACCAGAAUGCUUUGUUUACAUGUUAAAAUUACAAAAAUAUUCUCCUGGGGGACGAUUCCCCCAGACCCCCCUACGACAACGUAGCACUAACAAUCAAGCACUAAUUUAAAAAUCACUAAAAGACUGUAAGACCCCGACUACAAACAUGAAGCAGAGAAAACAUAGAAAAAGAGACAGAAGCUUACGAAUGGCAGAAAAUUGUUUGGAAGGUCUGGAAAUUUGAGUCUGGAAAAGUAUGGAAUUUUGAAUUGGAAAAUGUGUCGGAACCCUGUAUAUUGUAGUUUUUGUAACGUGUCUUUUGUUUGUUGUUUUUGUGACCUGUGAAUAUUGAGCCCUUGUGAGAUAAUGUAACCAUUUUUAACUUUUAACUACACUUCAAUAAAGCACUUUUAAUAAAUCA
Molecule: messenger RNA, 3773 nt
Organism: Megalobrama amblycephala (Wuchang bream)
Lineage: Eukaryota; Metazoa; Chordata; Actinopteri; Cypriniformes; Xenocyprididae
Exons: 7
Coding region: 553-1362 (269 amino acids)
Source: RefSeq, a predicted model, not a curated record